Messenger RNA from Lotus japonicus, 1803 nucleotides. RefSeq lists its product as uncharacterized. Gene Ontology annotation, molecular function: nucleic acid binding; zinc ion binding. The record is from RefSeq and is a predicted model, not a curated record. The transcript has a single exon. The coding region runs from base 1 to 1803 and encodes 600 amino acids. NCBI's taxonomy places the organism in Eukaryota, Viridiplantae, Streptophyta, Magnoliopsida, Fabales, Fabaceae.
AUGACUAUCGGAGGCUCUGUGCAAUCUGGCGCGGCUGGCGGCGAUGAGACUGCUUCUCCGGAGGAACGAGAUAUCCUCCGGCGGAGUACCUUCAGAGCCAAACGACAAACUGUGGAGGGGGAACAGUCAUCUGGCGGGGGUGGCUUGGCGACAGCCACAAGUCUGUCCUUGGCUCGUAAGCCCCUUUCUUACAAAGACAUUUGUUCUGGAAUCAAUGGCAGGGAUAAACUUCCUGAACUGGAUCUCCCCACGAUGGAUGAGGAUGAGUCUGAUAUGGAGGAGGAGCCAGUGGAGACUGAGGAAGCGGAGAGUAUGACGCUGAAUGCUGCUGUCUACGAUCCCUUAUGCCCUAAAAUUAGGGUGACCCGAAAGGAGAUAUGGGAGGCGAGGAGGCCAUGGAGAAAUGCGAUCAUCAUCAAGCUUUUGGGUAAGCGUAUGAAUUUGAACUACUUGCGUCCACGGCUGGAGAAGUUGUGGCAGCCCUUUGGGGCGAUGGAGAUAAUUGAUCUUAGUCAAGAUUUUUUUGUUGUUCGUUUUGAGAACAAGCAGGACUACAAACAUGUGUUUGAUGAUGGGUUGUGGGUGAUUCUAGGGCACUGCCUAGCCGUCCAAAAGUGGCAGCCAGAGUUUAUCCCAGAGGAAGGUGAGCUAGGUCGUGCUGCAGUUUGGAUCAGGCUGCCUAACUUUCCAGUGGAAUACCAUAGCAAGCAAUUUUUGUGGCGUAUUGGUGAGCAACUGGGAAGAAUGGUCAAGAUUGAUGAGAAAAAUAGCAGAAUGCAGGAAGCUGCGGUGGCUGCACAACAGGCUGCACAGAAACGUGGCUUGAUACCUUCUGGGACGGAGCGCGCAAAGUUUGCUCGGCUUUGUAUUGAGGUAGAUCUGAGCAAGGCCUUGGUGGCUAAGUUUGAUUUCAAUGAUAAGGUCUACAGAGUCGAAUAUGAAGGACUGAGUCAGAUUUGUUUCCACUGUGGCCGCUUUGGCCAUAAGGUUGAAACCUGCCCUUUACUUUACCAUCCUCAACGCUCGUCGUCUCCAGCGACGGCGACACCUGCCGGCCGACCCCAGCCACCACCGCCAUCGGUGGCAGAAAACCCUUUUGGAGACUGGAUGAUCGUGAAGCGCAAUCAGCGGAAACCGGUUAGCAAAUCGAAGCCUAAUCCCGCGGGAUUCCAGAAAGGAAAGAAUCAGGGUUUGAAUUCUAAUUCCAAUUUGAAUUCUAACUCCAAUUUGAAUUCGAAUUCCAAAUCCGGCUCGAGGUUUCAGGCCCUGAAUGAUGUGGACCCUGGUAUAGGUAGUUCGCAUGAAAAGGGAACAACUUCCACGGCUGCUGGAAAUGUUCCGGAAACUGAGGUGAUUGGAAUUAAUGACUCUCCUAUUUCUGUGGAGAUUGGGAUCGUGGAAGAUUAUGUAACGGUUCAGACUAUACACAAUGAUGGUGCUUUGGGAAUUAUUAAGGAUGUUGACCCGGAUAGUGGGGCCCGCGAACAAAACAGAAUUUCUCCUGAAUCUGUUAACGCACGUGACCCCCUGACGAGUCAUGCCUCAGUCAAGAGUUUGAAGCAGGCAGCGCGUGGGAGCACGUCAACUCAGGUGGAUUUGUCCUCUGCUGGCAAAGUGCAUGAAGACUCGUCCACCGGCCAAGCCAAGAAGGGGAAGAAGGGGUCCACCCAAUUCCCAUUGAAGGGUAUCCCUCAUAAGGGCCAAGCCCAACAGCCUCAUCCUAAGGAUAUGGAGAAGGAUGAGGGGGUGAUAAGGGAGAGGGACGAGAGCUUGUCCCCAGGGUCUACAAAGAGGUCGUCCUAG